UCUGUAUCGGCUCGCUCGUUGAUGCCUCGUUUUGUUUUCUUUGGUUGGGCAUCGCAGCUCGAGUUUGUAUUGCUGAGGGACAAAAGCGACAAGAAAAAGAGAAGAGAAUUAGACAGACGUGGAGACGGAGUGCCGUGCAGAAGACCUCCUCCUUCCCCGUUCCCACAGCCCUGCUUUGAGGUGACUUAUGGCUGUCCACUUGAGAAGGGAUCAGUAGAGAGGAGAUGAGCAGAUGCUUAGGAGACAGAAGAGUUUCACACAGAGCAUGGCUUUGGCCAAAGACGAUCACGUGGAUGAAAGACUGGCCUGCAUUAAGCAAGAGGACUGUGAGUGGGGUGCACCAAAGGGUUUGUGUGUGAAGGUGGAGGAAUGUGAGAGAAGAAUUUCAGCGUUUAAAGAGGAGGAGGAGGAGGAGUGCAAGAGGGAGACCGUCGACAUUAAAGUUGAGCAUUCAGGAAACUUCCCGGUUAGUCUUGAACUACAAACGUGUGAAACUGGGAAUAUUUUCAAGGAAGAAGAGUCUCAUUCCAGUUGGCUCACUGAUACAGGACAACUGCAGAAUUCCUUGGAAAUGAAAUCCGAGUUUCCUCAAUUUAAAGAGAAAGUCACUGAAGGAAAUGGGAGCGAAGCAGAAGAGCAGCUGCCGUCUGGGAGUGCCGGGAUCAAAUUGCUGAAGGACAGCGGCAUCUCACUGUCUUCAUGUGCUCAGACCUCUCUUCAGUGCCAACACAAACAGAAACAAGACCAGGAGAAGAUGAAGAAAUCAACAAGAGGAUCAGAGAAUUGGACAACAGCCUCUUUGCCAUGUGCUUCUCUAACUGCUGUCAGACACACACAGGCAGAAGCCCUCAACACUGAACAACGAAAAGUGCAUUCCACAGACGGAGAGGCUUUGAAUAUGGGUCCAGAGUGGAAAACGCCCUUCAAAAACACUUCCGACUGUAAAGACCUUAAGUCAGUUCAUACGACACCAAAGUCGCAUUCAUGUUCUGAAUGUGGUAAACUCUUUUCAAGCAGCAACAGUCUUCAGAAACACAAAAGAAUUCACAGUGGAGAGAAGCCUCAUUGCUGCUUGGAAUGUGGGAAACGAUUCUUACAAAGAAUUCACCUUCAGCAACACAGUAGAAUACACACUGGAGAGAAACCUUAUUGCUGUCCUGAAUGUGGUAAACGAUUCUCAAACAGCAGUGGCCUUCAUAGUCAUAAACUAAUUCACACUGGCGAGAAACGUUUUCACUGUUCUGAAUGUGGCAAGCAUUUGUCAGGCAGAGGGAGACUUAACAUCCACAUGAGAAUUCACACCGGAGAGAAACCUCAUUGCUGUUCUCAGUGUGACAAACGAUUCUCACUAUUAAGCAGUCUUCAGCUCCACACAAGAAUCCAUACCGGGGAAAAACCUUAUUGUUGUUCAGAAUGUGGCAAACAGUUUUCUGCCAGUUGCAGUCUCAGGAGGCAUACAAGAAUCCACACUGGAGAAAAGCCAUAUAGCUGUUUUGAAUGUGGCAAACGAUUCUCUGAAAACAGCACUCUCCAGAAGCAUGCACGGAUCCAUACUGGAGAGAAGCCAUUUUCUUGUUCUGAAUGUGACAAAAGAUUCACCCAUAACAGCACACUUCGGAAUCACCUAAGAAUUCACACUGGAGAGAAACCUCAUGGCUGUUCUGAAUGUGGCAAACGAUUUUCAUAUAAUAGCAGUCUUCAGAACCAUGUAAAAAUUCACACUGGAGAAAAAUCUCACUGCUGUUCUGAAUGUGGUAAAAGGUUUUUACAAAUAUUCCAACUUCAGCGACACAUGAGGAUUCACAAUGAAGAGAAACUCUCUUGCCCCGAAUGUGGCAAACAGUUCUCAAACAACAGUGCCUUUCAUAGUCAUAUUAGAAUUCACACUGGUGAGAAACCUCUUAGUUGUUCUGAAUGUGGCAAACGUUUAUCAGACAGCAGCAGUCUUAAUAGACAUAUGAGAAUUCAUACUGGAGAGAAUCCCCACUCUUGUCCAGAAUGUGGGAAACAAUUCUCACACAUAAGCAGCCUUCAGAGGCACACGAGAAUCCACACUGGGGAAAAACCUUAUUGCUGUUCUGAAUGUGGCAAACGAUUCUCUGACAGUUACAGUCUCCAAAGGCAUUUGAGGAUUCACACCGGAGAAAAGCCCUAUGGCUGUGCUGAAUGUGGCAAAAGAUUUUCACAAAUAAGUAGCCUACAGAGCCACACAAAAAUCCAUACUGGAGUGAAACCUCAUUGCUGCUCUGAAUGUGGCAAACGUUUCUCCUGUAGCAGAUACCUUCAGAAACAUAUAAAAAGUCACACUUAAGUAAAGCUAGAUUGUUGUUCUGAAUAUUAAAGACAUUCUCACAAUGAAGUACUCCACAGUCACAGAAGGAGUGACGAUGUCAUACUAUGUGAAGUUCCAGCUGCUAUUUGAUAUUAAUAAUUUAUCAUCAACUAGCUUUCAUUUUUCACUCUGUGUUCUUUCUUCAAUAGACUAUUAAGUGAGCGCACACCUCAAGUUUAGAUGAUGCUCAGGAGUUGGAAGAGAUAUGUAAAAAAGACAACAUUUUGGGCUAACAAAUACCUUGUUAUGAAUAAAAACAAGCUAACAUGCAUUCCACAGUAAGAACCUCAUUCACCAGUCAAAUGGUUCUGCUAAUUCUUGGAUGAAGGAUCUGGAGAUGUCGCACCCAUUGAAAGAGCCUUGAAUUCGGUGGAGGAUUUUUUACCAUCAAGCCACCUGAUUGCAAACUCGAGUUAAAGAUGAAGUACCAGUUAGGUUAUCCAUCACAAGAGAGAAAAAGGAAACAGAAUUUUGGAAUGGCCCCAAUGAGAUGUUGUGCCAGAACCUUAAACUACUUGAUCCUAAUCAGUCAGGAUUCAAGAAGGGCCAUCCCAACGUGAUGGCUGUACUACUUACAGUGGUUAACACCUAAGUGGCAGGCCAGAGCCACCAGCAUGUCAUCUGUGACCAUCUCUCCUCCUCCUUCGAUGUGGUCCACCACAAGAUCCACUCCACCUUGUUACCCUCUCAGACCUUGGCAGCACUGGCACUACCCCUAGCUGAUUUGAUCCCUACGUCUUGGGCAGAUCCUACCAUGUGUCCUGGCAUGGACAGAUGUCAAUGGUGCACCAGCAAGCAUGGGGGUGUUCAACGAAUCGGUGCUGGGCCCUCCUCCUCUUCUCACUGUACAUCUUCUCAGCAGACCUAAUCAUCCUGUCCCAUGGCUUCUCCUACCAGUGCUCUGUUGAAGAUAAGCAGUUGUAGCUGUUGAUACCUUCAGAGGACCACACAGUAUCAUCUUCAGAUCUCUGCAGGUCUCACUGAUAAUGCAUCCUGGAUGAAGGAACACCAUUUGCAGCUCAACCUGGCAUUGUUGGACCUUCUUCUCUCAUUGAUUUGUAACCUGGAUGAAGGAACAUCAUCUGCAGGUCACCCUGGCAUUGUUGGACCUUCUUGUCUCAUUGAUUUGUAACCUGGAUGAAGGAACACCAUCUGCAGCUGAACUUGGCAUAGCUUGACCUUCUUGUCUCAUUGAUUUUGUAUCCUGGAUGAAGGAACACCAUCUCUAGCUCAACCUGUCAAAGACAAGCCAUCUUGUCUCACUGAUAUUGCAACCUAGAUGAUGCAGCACCAUCUCCAGUUCAACCUCUCAAAGAUGGACCUUUUGGUCUCAUUGAUUUUACAACCUGGAUGAUGGAACACUAUCUCCAGCUCAACCUGGCAUAGAUGGACUUUCUUGUCCUCCCAGCUCAUCCAGCUAUUCAUCGUCCCAUCUCUGUUCAGCUUGUCUUAGUGUCAUUUACACCUGCCAAGUCAACCCAACCUUUGGGUGGUAAUCGAUGACCAUCUUGUCCUCCGGGGACCAUCUCCUGGUCUUACCGAUUCUUUGUAUGCCACUGUUGUUCAAAC
Messenger RNA from Polypterus senegalus (gray bichir), 3901 nucleotides. RefSeq names its product zinc finger protein 260-like. The coding region runs from base 233 to 2311 and encodes 692 amino acids. The record is from RefSeq and is a predicted model, not a curated record. Gene Ontology annotation, biological process: negative regulation of transcription by RNA polymerase II; regulation of cytokine production; regulation of immune system process. Lineage: Eukaryota; Metazoa; Chordata; Cladistia; Polypteriformes; Polypteridae. The transcript has 4 exons.